This is a messenger RNA of Nestor notabilis (Kea), 3171 nucleotides long. It is a transcript of the gene MMRN2, whose product is annotated as multimerin 2. Bases 1 to 3057 code for a protein of 1018 amino acids. The record is from RefSeq and is a predicted model, not a curated record. Gene Ontology annotation, biological process: negative regulation of vascular endothelial growth factor receptor signaling pathway; negative regulation of cell migration involved in sprouting angiogenesis. Gene Ontology annotation, molecular function: protein binding. The transcript has 7 exons. NCBI's taxonomy places the organism in Eukaryota, Metazoa, Chordata, Aves, Psittaciformes, Psittacidae.
AUGUUAGUGAAGCUUCUGCUCAUCUGUAAUACAAUAGGAUUAGCAAAGCUGGUCAAACACUCAGACCAUCAUGGGUAUCACGAUGGUUCGGUGCACGGCUCACAGCCACAAAUUCGUGAGACCUCUGCAUACCUCCAGAGGACUCCUCUGUCACAUGAAGAAGAAGGUUACCGGGAGGCAGAAGGGCUCAGGGAGGAUACUCAAGAUUACCCUUCAAGUGUGAUCUCCUCACAUCAGGAAGAGAGAGAGGACUUGGAAGCUAUGAGCCCACAGUCACGAAACGGGAACUGGUGUUCCUUCAUGCAGUCCCGGCUGGUAACAUACAUAGAAGCCUGCAUGAAGGAGAAGUACAUUGUCAACUCCCAACAGCCCUGUCCAAAUGGAACACCAGACUGCCAGAAGAUCAUGUACAGGACAGCUCUGAAGCCAGUCUAUCAAGUGAAACAGAAAGUUUUGAAGUCUUUGCAGUGGAAAUGCUGCCCUGGAUUUAUUGGCAAGGACUGUGAACAGCAUGAUCCUAAUUUUAUUCCGGUGCCAGGAAAUCAAACUGAAGAACGGCGAGAAGAGGAGUUCUCAAACCACAUGUCAACAUCAGUGGAUUCAAGAGAAAUGUUGGAAGUCAUUCAAAAUCAUGAGGCUUUACUGGAUGAUCUUCAAAGUGAUAUUCAUCAAGCAGUCAGCAACUUAGGUGACUUACAGAGAAUAUUUGAAAACAACGGUACAAGCAUGGUGUUAGAAGUGAACCAGAGCAAUUCAGAUCCACAGGAAAGGCUUCUGCAGCAAGUUUUGUUUCCCCAUGUGGAGAAUUUUCUAAAGAAACAUUUUAACCCAAUGUGGGCAAGCUUCAACAGAAGCUUACAGAACCUCUCGAACAUGGUAAGAAACCUGUCCCAUGACGUCGAAGCCAACAAGAAAAGCAUAGAAAGAUUCCAAGAGAGCACUGUGCCCAAGAAGGAAUUCCAGGAGCUGGGAACUAAAUUUGAAUCAAAAGUCCAAGAAAAUGUAGUGAAAGUUGAUCAGGUGAAAAAAGAUAUAGAGAACCAUUUGCAAAGGCAGCAGGCUAAUAUUCACUAUAAUCUCACCAUGAUCAAGGCAGAUACUGACACAAAGCUCAAGAAGUUUCACAAGAUACAGCAGUCCCAUUUCUUAGCUUUAAACAACAGCAUGGAAAGCAUGAAACAGGAGCAAAACAAUCUUGAAAAUAAAUUUGAGACUUUGAAAAAAAAUUUAACAGAACUCUCCUCACAUCACAGUCCCAAAGAUGAAAAUACCCAGUUAAGCAUCAGACAAAUAAAUGAGAUUCUGGCAGGGCAUGCAAAGCAGCUGAAAGAACUUUACAUGGAGUCAGAUGUGGCCUUUCAGAAUAUUGCAGUUUUAGAGAGGUGGUUUAAGGAGUUAAAAAAAAAUAUCUCAAAGUAUAGGCCAGAAGAUGUUUUAAUAACUUUAACAGAGAAAUCAGUUAUUAUGGAAGAAAACAAAGCAGCUACGGAGCAGCAGAUAUCAGAGCUCAAUUAUACUCUCUCAAAUCUUCGCGAAAACUAUUCAGAUCUGUUGAGGUACAUGGAGGAAUGUAACUGCCAGAGAGUAUCUUCCGACACUGAUAUACUGGAAGAAGAUUUAAAUAAUAUCACUUAUUCCCUUGAAGGCACCCAAUCAAACCUAAAGGAUAUGAGGCACCUAGAGUCAGUUUUCAGAGAUCUCUUGAGGAAUGAAAUUGAAGAGCUCUCCUCAGCUUUUCCAUCUAUCUAUCAGUCCCUUAAUCUCCGUCAAGAAGAAAACAGACAGCUUCAGUCACAAGUUGUGGCUGUUUCAGAAGACAUAGGCUUCUUGAAGAAAAAAGAUGAAGAAAUUCAUCGGCACAUCAAAUAUCUCAACAGUUCUUUUGGCUCCCUUUUGGAAGAUGCCAUGAGGCAUGAAGCAGCACUGGAGGCUUUACUGGGGGAAGAAUUUAUGGAAGUCUUGUUUGAAGAAGAUCCUAGUAUCCUAAUAUCGUCAGUAUUUCAGCUGCAAGAAUCUCUCAGACAUAUCUCAGGUAAACUCCAAGAACAAAAUGUGACUUUAGAAUCACUUACAAAGAGAUUUCACCAUUUGGAGAGAGGUCAACAGAAUAAUCAUGAUGGCCAUACAUUUCCUAAGCAUCCCAAAGAAGAAACACAAACAUCCUCUACCCUAGAUGAAGCUAGUAGUCACCACAGCAUCCUAGAACAUAUGGAACCUAACUAUGAGGCUGCCAAAGAUGACUCAUUGGAUAGCUCAGCUUAUAAUGAUAUCAUGACUCUGAAGAAUGAUAUCAAACACCUGAGCCUGGCAAUCAAGAGGCAUGAAUCCAGAAGUGACAUGAAUCUCUGCUGCAAUCAUACAAUAUCAAAUGCAAUUGAGCCACUCAACAUUUCUGUGGAAAUUCUUUCAGCAGAUUUAGCAACCACCAAACAGAAACUGGAGGAACAUCUGCUGAUUUUUAAAAAGCUAUUUGGAAGUGAUGAAGAGUUAGCUGCCUCAAAUGUAAGUCUGGAUGUUACAAAGAUUCAGUCAAUGCUGACCAGAAAAGUGAGAAGGCAACAGAAAGUUCAAGACAAGCAAAGAGACAAGAAAAAGCCUGAGAAACACAGAGAAAACACGCAAAUGAUAACUGGAAGAAAUACAGUGCAGACAGAACUUUUGGGAAAAGACUCAUUGGUGGCAUUCCAUGUGGGAUUCUCAGAAGGAAAGGAUAAAGAGAAAACUCUGAGGUUUAAUGAAACUUACCUCAAUUAUGGAAACAGCUAUUUCCCUGAACAUGGCUACUUCAAAGCUCCGCAUAAAGGUGUCUACCUGUUUGUCAUCUCUGUGGAGUUUAGUUCAGGACCAGCAUUAGGACAACUCUCCUUUAGCCGUGGGUACAAAAGAACUCUCUCAAGUAGCCAGAGGAAAACACCAAAUGGGAACACCAUGACUACUUUUGCUAUGGCAGAAAUGGAGAAAGGGGAGAAAGUAUGCUUUGAAUUGCUCCAGGGCUCUGUAGUGAAACGGAGUCCACCUGGGACAACAAUGGGUGGUUUUCUAGUAUUUAAAACUUGAAUAGUGACAUUUUGUUUUACUGAUAUCUUUCCAUAGAUGCAAUGGAUCAAUUCACUAUUGCUUCAUCUGUGAUGCAUUCAAUCCUACCGCAUGUGUUUAAACAUAGCAUUACCC